UUCUUCUCAUUCAUGUACUCUUAAAACCCUUCUUGAUUCCGCAUAACCAACGUCAUUUCUCUCUAGUUUUACAUUCUCAAGUUCUCAACCAGAAAAUAUUCAACCUUUUCCAGUCUUAGCACUCGUUCCAUUCUACUAAAAAUUUAGUCUUUUUUCAAAAUGUGUGGCGGUGCUAUCAUCGCUGAAUUCAUCCAUGGAAACCGAGGCCGUCGAGUUUCCUCUUCUGAUAUAUGGCCCAACUCGUCUUUUGUUAAGUUGAACAACAACACCAACAACUUCUUCGACUCUGGUUUUGGCCAGUGCGUUCAUGAUGAGCCUGCUCCCGUUAAGAGAUCCACACCCUCUUCAGAUGGUGUGCAAGCUGAAAAGCCCCCAAAGAGGCCAAGGAAGAAUCUUUACAGGGGAAUAAGACAGCGUCCCUGGGGAAAAUGGGCGGCGGAGAUCCGCGAUCCGCGAAAAGGGGUUCGAGUUUGGCUGGGUACCUUCAACACUGCUGAAGAAGCAGCCAGAGCCUAUGACAGAGAAGCUCGGAAAAUCCGUGGCAAGAAAGCUAAGGUCAAUUUCCCCAAUGAGGAAGACAGCUUCUCCAGGAUCCAACCAUCUCGCCCUAAUCAAACUCAAACCCAUCUCGUGAAACCGAACCACAAUACUCCCCUGUAUCAACAACCUCGUGAUACUCUGCCUCAAAGUUUCGAAAUUGAGUUUGGUUACGAUCUCAUUAACCAGAUUGGUGCUUUUCCCUCUAAUGGGUUGAACAAUGCUGGCGCCGACCGAGCAGUUACUUCUGGGGAUGAACAUUCUGGGUCUGGUUCAGAAGGUGCUUACUCUUCAACCGGAUUAAUACUGGGUUACAAUCAGAACGCCGCCGGCGAAAAUGGUGGCUUGAUCCAAACCAGAGUGAAGAAAGAGGAAGAGCCGAUAAAAGAAGCGAAAGUGAGCAAGGAAGUAAUCUCAAUCGAGGACGAAGAAGAUAACGAGGUACAGAAGCUGUCUGAGGAGCUAAUGGCGUUCGAGAAUUACAUGAAAUUUUAUCAGAUUCCCUAUCUGGAUGGGCAGUCGGCGGCUUCGAGCAAUGUUCAGGAGAGCGAUGUUGGUCAGCUCUGGAGCUUCGAUGACGACGAUGACGUCCCUUCUUCAGAAAGCUCACCGUCCCUGUAACGGCGUCGUUUUAUCUCCAUAUAUUUAUUUAUUUAUUUGUCUUUGUUUUUUCUUAAAAGGGUAGUUUUGUAAAUUUGAAUAGAAUUGAUGAUUUUGAUCAUUGGUUCCAAGUAUUCGAACUAAUUAAGGUGCUUUAAUUAAUAGAUUACCAAAAUAAAUGUGUGCAGUUGUCAAAAAUCAAAAUAUAGCUGCCUUGUUUGUAGGCUUACCCUUCCUUUUAAUGAAAUUGUGUUCAAAUAUUAUAAAGUU
This is a messenger RNA of Humulus lupulus (European hop), 1407 nucleotides long. Its product is annotated as ethylene-responsive transcription factor ERF071. Bases 160 to 1158 code for a protein of 332 amino acids. Gene Ontology annotation, molecular function: DNA binding; DNA-binding transcription factor activity. The record is from RefSeq and is a predicted model, not a curated record. Gene Ontology annotation, biological process: ethylene-activated signaling pathway; regulation of DNA-templated transcription. The transcript has 2 exons. Lineage: Eukaryota; Viridiplantae; Streptophyta; Magnoliopsida; Rosales; Cannabaceae.